Molecule: messenger RNA, 4764 nt
Organism: Porites lobata
Lineage: Eukaryota; Metazoa; Cnidaria; Anthozoa; Scleractinia; Poritidae
Source: the annotation of a GenBank genome assembly
CCAGCGUUUAUCGGUGCAACUGUCGCCCCCCACAGAAGAUCACUGAAGGCCAAGCUACACACCAUCAGCAAUCCUGAAGGAAGAGACCUAAUGCCCCUCCUCAACAAACCAAUUAUGAUUAUCGCAUUGGAUACAAAACACCAAAUGCUAAAUAACAUUGUGAGAGGAGAAAACCAGUUGACGUAAUAGAGGAAACUUCUCUGGAACGACACAGAGAUUCCAGGAAUAAAACAUGACUGGUCUUCUGCCAUGGUUUGGAGUUACAGUUCGCUACUUCACGUCAGUGGAAUGGAGCUUGCCUUAACCUGCAAUUGAAUUCGACGCCUGUUAUAGUGCUUACUCGCUAAAUUUAUAAUAUGUUCACAGAAGUAAUGACUCAUUGAAUAUGAAAAUCGCCCCUUCCGCCGUUAACGACCACCAUUUUCCGGAACUAAAAGAAGGGGGAUAAGAGUGUACGUCAUUCGAUUUUCAUAUCUGGACCUUUUGCCCUUGAUUAUUAAUUAUCUCUUCUGUUUUAACACUUACUUCGCUUUUACACUGCUUGCUGCUUUUAGCCCCUUAAACUACAGCAUUGUGUUUUUGUUGUCGUGUUGCAAUUGUUUUUGAAAAAGGAAAGAAAGAAAAGUUACUGUUACAUUCCUUUUUGCCAAGAUGACCAGUUUUAAUUUGAUCGCUGCCCGUAAAAACCGGUCAACACGGUUAAAUAUUACCUUUUUUGCCCAAGCAGGGAUCCCAGUGUCGCAAAUCCUAAAAAUCGUCAAAAAGGUUUGGUUGAAUGCUAAGUUCACUUUCGAAGUUCGAGAGAUGUUCCGACAUCUUGGCGAACGAACUAUCGCGACCCAUGCGCCCAUAGCCAAGAGUGAAGACUUCAGUUUUAUUGUCAAUGAUCACAUAACAGGUUAUUUAACAAUUAUUCCUCGAGCCCGAAUGGGCUCUGAGUCAAUAGCCCAUGAGGCCGAAGGCCGAAUGAGCUAUUGACUCAGAGGCCAUGAGGGCGACAGGAAUAAUUGUUUUAGUAAAAUCCAACUAGUUGUUCAAAAAUAUCGAGAAUAAAAACAUUUAGCUAGUUAAAGCUAGACUUUAAUCCUUUUUUUGCCGCCAAAAAGCCCGCGCUUUUCGCUACUAGUGGGCUAUAACAUAUAGCCUAGUAGUGGCUCAACCAAUCAGAACGCAGCAUUGAUAAUAGACCACUAGUUUUUUUACUAAAAAGAAAAUUUCGUAUCAUGACAUGAUUUCGCUGAUACAAAUUGUACCUCCGGUAACAAUGACAACUCUCUUCAAAAAAAUAGCACUGAUAUUCGGGAGUGGGUGUUAACAAGUGAGCGCUGAUUGUAUUUGACGAGAAACUGAAAAAAAAAAAAAGUGCCUCAUAGUACUCUCUUUACCUCAGAUGUGAUGUAUAACUGAAAAGUACAAAAGGCUGCUUUACACACCACCAGAUUUGUUGGCAAGAUUUCGAAAGUAAACUUGCUGAACUUAUCAAACGCGCAAAAAAUUCUGCCCGAUUUUUGAUUUUGGCCUCCCUUUUAGAUAAAGCUGAAGGCAACCUAUAAAUUACAACGUGUAAAUUGGCUGCCACCGAGGACUAUCGUGUCUUCCCAUUAUAACCGGCCUUUUUAGCAUAAAAUUAAAUUUCGGUGCUGUCCAAUUAACCUUAUAAAAUAAAGGUGGUGUAGGUAGGUGACUGGGUUAUUUUAUUUGGGAAGAAUUUGUUUUCCAGGCCUAAUCUAGAUCUAUUGUGAUCAAGAGCCAUUAUGGCUCUUGAAUGUGAUCGAAGAUGAUUGCUAUUUUUUGGGUGUACACGAAAGACUAUUAACUCGAUGUAAGAUUUGUUUCACUCUUGGACUGUUUGCAAACUAUAUUCCCUCAAUAUUAGAUUAUUAGCACAUGGAAAAACACAAAUGAUGUAAUUGCUGACGCACUCGUCCUAACCGGACCAAAACAUAAAAGCAAAGCAGUAAAUUAACGCCGUAGUUGAACCCAAAACUAGUGCAUGGAAAACCAUCAAAAAUGCAAUGUUAAUUCUAUAAAAUGUAGAAUAAGUCAAUAAUGAGGAAGUGGAUUCGUUGCCUCAAAUUCGAAGUUUGUGCAUUAAAUGUCUUCGCCAGAGCAGAUAAUUAAAAACAUUGAUAGAUAGAUAGAUAGAUAGAUAGAUAGAUAGAUAGAUAGAUAGAUAGAUAGAUAGAUAGAUAGAUAGAUAGAUAGAUAGAUAGAUAGAUAGAUAGAUAGAUAGAUAGAUAGAUAGAUCAUUCAAAACGCCACCGAGUAACUGACUUGACAUCUUUUUGAACUUGUAUUUUGCUCACCAAUUUAACCGUUACGCAAUUGAGUUAGAAUCAAGAGCCUAAUAGGCUCCUGGUUAGAUCUAAAAGAGGGGACCGCGUUGGAGCUACCGUCUUGCUGUUUACGUUCUCUUGAAAACUAAAACUUUGGUCAUUUCACUUCGCAGUUGACGGAGAACAGCAAAGAAACUUACAGAAAAGCGUAAACGUGACUAAGGCCUCCCGUCGACGCCUUCGCAGUUUCGUAAGGUCCCUAAUAACAGGCCUGCAGUCACGCCAAAGUAUACACAUGCAAUGAUGGACAGACAACCUGAGCGGGAUGGGGAAAGUACCCUCUAAUCUGGUUUAUAUGGGUAGGAUCGGCCUGGAAAAGUUACCUUUUCCCCAGCCUUAAAAAAUAGUACCAUUUUUGUAAUGCGUACCGUCUUUUCUGUCAAAAUAUUAAUAAUGGUAUAUGAAAGGUUAAGAGGUUGGACCACAGGGUAGAGCCUGCAGAAGUGGAGUACAAAAUGUACCCUAUGAACUGCAGUGACUCGUUGGGGAGUUUGUUUCAUUAGUGUUUUAUUGCAGUAUUUUUAUUGAUUUAAUAUAAAAUUAUCUCUAUUGCAAAUUUGUUAUACGAAAUUAGCCUGCAAAGCAGUAGGUGUAUUUUGCAAGGCGAACGAUGAUAUUUUAGGGGCUAAUGCCUCCGCCAUUUUGGACGUUGACACUGACAUUACAGAGAGUUGGUGCGAGUCAAAAAUGAUAUCCAAGAAAGGGACAGGUUGACUUUGCCUUCAAGGUGGUGGCCACGAUAUCUGCGCUUUCGUUAAAAGAAGCCUUUAACGAACGUACAUGAAGUAAAAAAUAAACGGGGAAAAACAAACAAAAAAACAAGGUGUAAAAAGCGUUACGGUACUUAACAGCCUACGUGUAGCCCCCUCCAAAAAUCAGUCUGACCCGAAAUAACUUUUCACUCUAUUUUUCACAUGACAAUUCCGGAACAAAAACUGAUUGUUUUUAAUCGCUUGCAGGACGCACAAACGCGUCCAACUUUAAUUUAGUUUCCGGACAGAGCUAAAUAAAGAAAAAAAAUCCAGUUACCUCCAUUACACAGCUACAGGAAAUUUAUCGCUAUCGAACUGUACGAUCAGCCGGUUCAGAUUAGAGAAAAGAAGUCAUCUUUAAAUUUCCAGAAAUCACGUCUAAGAAAACUGGCUAUAAAUCAGUUAAAGAAAAAAAUCAAGGGCACCCAACGUCAAUUUUCGGAAAAUAUCUGUUCGGAAGACGAUUUGAGAUCUAGAAUUUUCGGAACAUUUUGUCUGGUAAAAUUUCUUGCUUGCCUGCCUCUCCUAGGAUUUUCAAACAUCUAAAAAUGGUAAAAUUGCCCAUUUUUAACAGAUUUUUACCCUAAAAAGGUCACCUAGAAUUUUCGGGAGCCUUUUUUUCUGGCUGAUAUUUUCGAAAACAUCUGGAGUUCACUUUUUCUAUAAAAGCUCUUUCUUUUUCACUCGAGAACUAGCAUACGAGCGCAUAAACAUAUAUUCUAAUACUUGAAAUGGUUAUACUGCUGAAAAUCAAGAGGAGAGACUUUUUUUUCAAAGAGACAGCACUGCUAUUUGUCAGACAUAGUGUGUGGUUUCUGUUUCUGUUAAACAAUUUCCCUCGGCAGAGUUUGGAAUAUGCAAAAUACAGCCGCAUAUAGCUGAUAAGAACCGCGGAAGAGUUGAGCUAUCGAACUAUUUAACCUUAUUUUUUGCAGCUAAAUGUAUUUGGUACUUGAUUAGUGACAUUAUUCUAAAAGCUCUCGUAAGCGACCGCCAUCAAUAUUAAUCAGCUAAUCAAAUGUUUUUGCCGUUAAUUACUUAUUAUUCUAUGCUGACUAAACCUGUACGUAACUCAGUGAUCUAGAAUUAAAACGUUCCCGCAAAAGGUUUAAAUAAACAGAAAAUAUAAAUAUCUGAAGGUUAAUUGAGGUAACUUGAAACUCCGGGUUAAAAGAAGCGCAUUCUGAGUACAGACAGAAACCGAGUUCCGUAAAAGCAGGUGUGAAGGAGAAUUUUAGCAAGAUGGUAGAAAAAUAUCUUUUUGCAAAUAAUAAUGGAUAUGUGUACACGGGAAAAGAAAUCCUUCAGCAAUAUGAAUUUCAACUAGAUUUAGAAAGAAAACCGUUUUUGGAUUUUGUGUUUGAUUGGAAAACCAAAAAAAUCUUGUUCGGCCCGGUUUUUCCCACCCGCAAGCAACUGUUUUAAACAUAUUUUAAGACAGUUAUACCAUGUCUAACCUUUUGAAAUGGCAAUAGAGAAGAACAAAUUACCUUCUUCACCGCUUUGCUGUAUUCGCCAGCAGGGUCAGGAUCAAGGAAGACUUUGGCAGAACCAGUUCUUUGUUUCACGUCAGUGGAAAAGAACUCAGCCCAUCUAAGCUUGCGAUCAAAUUUGACGCCUGUUCUCCAGGAGUGAGAUUGAGAAGUGAUCCAUCUGCUAAAUCCUUACAUUUAUAA